GCAACACCCUUCUCGCCACCAACACUAGAGGUCAGAAGCAGAGGCAUCAAAGGCUAGGCCGACGCUUUGAUCGGCCAAGUCACGUGUGGGGUCAGAUGACCGCGUGGCGACCGUCGAAAAUUUGCACGCGUCGAACUCACGCCAUAUCAGUGCAUGGUCGUCGACGCGCUUGCUCAAGCUCUUAGCUUAACCAGAUCCACCGGCCUGCGCCCAAUCCAACACAGCGUCAGCCAGGCAGUACCUAGGUAUGCACAUAGUGGGCAUCGGAUCCCACAUGUGCGCUGUUUUCUUAACGGCGCAAUGGCGGUUGUAAUGCGAGGAUGGUCCAAGACCGCAUCAACAGCACUCAAGUUGGCAACAGCCGAGAAAAUACUCGGUUAUCAAUUCAAGGAUGUCGACAAAUUAUACGAAGCUCUGGACCAAGAGAAACGGGACAUACUUCUGCCAAGUGGAAAAGCGCGCGGGAGACCAAGGAACUCUCGCCUUGCCUUGGUAGGAGAUGCUCUGGGCACACUCCAUCUGGCUCGCAAUUGGUACGACAAGGCCAAUUUGGGCGGCGUCGAGUGGUCGGAAAUUCAACUUCAGACUCUUUCAAACGAACGCCUUGCUGAAAUCGGUUUCAAAUUGGGUCUCGACGAGUGUGCAAUCUCGAAGGAUAUCGUGAAGUCAUACGAUAUGGCUACCACACUUGAAGCUCUCAUCGCUGCCGUGGACGUGGACGGCGCCAGUGAAGCGCAGGUCCAAAGGAUCUACACUCGGUUUGGAAUCAAGCACCGGCUCCUCGAGCCUGCGGAACGGUCGUGGAUCUGGAGAAUCGUCAAGUCCCAGAUGAUCCUCCCAGACAAAUUUUUUAUUGGUCAUCACUUCGAACUCCUGGAGGGUAUUCUUGAAACCCAAUUGAAGCACUCCCAUUCGAAGCGCUCCCAUUCGAAGCGCUUACCUGCCCGGAAGAAGCAGGAUACCUGGCUUUGGGGUCAUGCUAAACGGCUGUGGACACGUACGAAACGGCUGUGGCAACCUAGCAAGGCGGCGCAAACGGAGCGUACACAUUUGAAGAAAAAGCUCAAGCGGGUUGCAUCUCGAUCAGCUCUGCAGCCAUCAGGGAUGGCGGCUGCUCGCGCUUUGGCUAAGAGAUCGCAGAUCGCGGCGAGAACAACCAACCCACCUGAAGAAGAAUUUACAAAUAAGACAGAGCUUGUAUUUGAUGAUUCUAUCAGUCACCACGAAAUCACCGCGAAAGCUGCGGCAACCGAAAAAACGACCGACACGGAGAAGUCGGUAGAGAGACACGAAGUAGCAGAAUCAUCAACUGCGAAAGCAUCCACGCUGUCGAAACCCACCAAAAGACAACCACAGACAGUUCUUGCAGACGGCACCUCAGUAUGUAAUACUGAUCAAGCUGAAACCGGAUCACAGGCCCCCGAUACCGCUUCCAGCGACAGAGGAGCACCCACUCCAUCCAGCGUUGCUACGAAUGGCACUGAAAAUAACGCCGACCGUCAGACCCACGACUCCGAAGUUUCUGUUACUGGUUCCGCUAAGGGAACAAUAAGCGACGAGGAAAUAGCACGGCUAGAUGUACAGGCAAAGGAAAUGUUGCAAAUGACCAAGAUGCUGCAUUCAGCAGCACUCAAGAUUGAAGAAGCAGGGGCCGAGAUGACAGAACAAGACAAGAGUGAGAUUAGUGCUCUAAGAACACUACGCGUUCGGAUUUUAGACAGGCGCUCACUUAUCCUCCGAGACGUUCGUCGAUCACAGAGAGCGUCAGAUAUCGAACGCUCAUAAUGCAUUCAGUACCUUUCCUCG
This is a messenger RNA of Diaporthe batatas, 1806 nucleotides long. RefSeq lists its product as uncharacterized. The transcript is spliced from 3 exons. Gene Ontology annotation, molecular function: ribonuclease III activity. Gene Ontology annotation, biological process: RNA processing. The record is from RefSeq and is a predicted model, not a curated record. The coding region runs from base 154 to 1785 and encodes 543 amino acids. NCBI's taxonomy places the organism in Eukaryota, Fungi, Ascomycota, Sordariomycetes, Diaporthales, Diaporthaceae.